Molecule: messenger RNA, 757 nt
Organism: Cariama cristata (Red-legged seriema)
Lineage: Eukaryota; Metazoa; Chordata; Aves; Cariamiformes; Cariamidae
Gene: KCNE4
Product: potassium voltage-gated channel, Isk-related family, member 4
Exons: 2
Coding region: 79-573 (164 amino acids)
Biological process (GO): regulation of ventricular cardiac muscle cell membrane repolarization; negative regulation of delayed rectifier potassium channel activity; potassium ion export across plasma membrane
Cellular component (GO): membrane
Molecular function (GO): voltage-gated potassium channel activity involved in ventricular cardiac muscle cell action potential repolarization; transmembrane transporter binding; potassium channel regulator activity
Source: RefSeq, a predicted model, not a curated record
AGAGGAAAGGUCUCUUGAGCUUUGCAAAGGGAGGAAUUACUUGCAUACCGACGCUUUAGCUGUGGUAAAACACUUUCCAUGCCGAAGAUGGACCAUGUAAACAUGACCCAAGCCAUGCUUGAUGCUGAAUCCCGCAAUACAGAGAAGAACAACAGCAACGAGUAUUUUUACAUUCUGAUUGUCAUGUCUUUCUACGGGAUCUUCCUGAUAGGGAUAAUGCUCGGCUACAUGAAAUCCAAAAGUAAAGAGAAGAAGUCCAAUUUGCUUCUGCUCUACAAAGAUGAGGAAAGAGAAUGGGGGGAAGCUGCAAAGCCUCUACCAACCAUAUCGGGGCUGAAAUCUGUCCAGAUCCCCAUGAUGCUGAACAUGCUGCAGGAGAGCAUGGUGCCGUCCCUGUCCUGUGCCAUCUGCUCGAUGGAAGGCAGCAGUGUAAGCUCCGAGUCCUCCUCCUCCCCAGAUGUGCACUUCACCAUCCAGGAGGAAGUGCUGGAUGCUGAACUAGGGGAAGUGUCAGAAACGCUCCUCAACGAGAGCAGCGAGGGAUCUGCGGAAAACAUCCAUAAGAACUCCUAGCACUUGCAGGGCUCCCUUGAUCAGCUGCCAAAGCAUGAGUGGAGCUCCCACUAAGAACUUGUGGUUCUUUCCUGCUCUCCAGUGAACUCUGAACAGGUAUCUCUGCCCCUGGGCCCGAGGUGUUCCUGAGAGCUGGCAGGACAAGGAAGCAGUGGUACCCAACUCCAAAGUGUAACUUGCACAU